CCGCCGGGCUGUCAGGCUACGGCGUUAUCGCUGUCUGGCGUUUUCAUUGGCUUGAUGUUACGUUCAGGUGACGAUGAGUUUGGGGAAAUUUCCUGAUACGCUGAUGCAUGCAUGACGGAGCCGUUGGAGACUAUGAGUUUGCUAACUGCAUGUAGGACCAUCAGACGGGUUGACUAGGAGCGGAUCUGUUGAAGGGACAGCAGGAGGACAGCCAGUUAUUUCGGGUUAUUUCCUAACUGAGUCAUGACCUUCAACCAUGUGGAUCCACAGCGGUUCCUGUAGGUGAACUUGGUAGAGGUCCAGAUGGAUAAAAUAUCCCGAAAGGUUUCAAACCAGGACAUAAACCCCUGCUUAGAGGAGAGCAAUGCCUCCCAUAAGUGUUUGGAUUCUUACAACUAUGAUAGGAGCAUGUGUUCGGCCUACUUCCAGACAUAUAAGAACUGCAGAAAAUAUUGGCACAACAUAAUGGUGCAGAGAAGAAGAGACGGUGUUAAACCUGAAAUGCCCACUGCUGCAGAGAGGCUGGACAUGCUCAAUGCUAUUGGAGGCAAACCCUACUAACAAUCAGCACAGUCAUAAAGCUGCUGGGACAGUCGGCCUGCACUGUGUGGAGAUGCUGGUACACUGCAGUAACUGUGAGGAACCACUAUUUGUUGGAGAAGAAAACGGGAGCAAUGGCUGUUGCACUCUGAGAAGACAUUAAAGCUGAGAUGUAAAGCUGUUCAUUGGUGUAUCAGCAGCCAACAAAGUCACUUCUACAUAAACUACUUGUUUAAAGAAAUAUCAUAUUGGGUCAGCUCCAUGUGUCAUGAAAGAUUAACCUAGAUGAAUGAAGGACAUAAUAAUAGAUUAAUAAUUGUAUUCUCAAUCAUUUCUGUGUUCUCAAUAAAAUGAAAGCAAGUCUUUAUGACCAAAAAAUCUCA
Messenger RNA from Girardinichthys multiradiatus, 923 nucleotides. It is a transcript of the gene chchd7, whose product is annotated as coiled-coil-helix-coiled-coil-helix domain containing 7. The record is from RefSeq and is a predicted model, not a curated record. The transcript is spliced from 4 exons. The coding region runs from base 304 to 561 and encodes 85 amino acids. NCBI's taxonomy places the organism in Eukaryota, Metazoa, Chordata, Actinopteri, Cyprinodontiformes, Goodeidae.